AACAGAGCGCGUCUGGCGGACUAUCAUUCAAUCUUAUAACUGCAACCAGUGUGCCAUUGGCAAUUGUGCUGGCGGACCACACGUACAAGCGCAGAGAGUUGCCCAGGUACAUAGCACAGUGACUCAUUCACAGGCAAACGGAUGGCUUGCAUCCUACCGCAUAGCUGCCAAUGCUCAUGUUGAACCACUUUACCCGAAAUCUGGUUGAAUUUCAGCCAGUAUCUAUCCUCAACGGCGGCCAACUUGAAGACAUGCCCAGCAAACUGGCUGUGUAUAUCGACUUUGAGUUGCAGAGCAUUAGACAUGGGUGGAUACUGUUAAAGGAGAGGAGAGCCCUUAAAUGGACAAACCCUGGCCAAUACUACGAUUUCAAUGGUAUGGAAAUUUAUAAUUUAGCCAUGGCCGACGGGUCCUCAUCUAUCGACAAAUACAGCAACCACAGUAUAUACCCGCCGCUGUUGUUAUCUGAGAAAAAUGGCAUUCCGGUGCUGAUUGCCGCGCUUGUGUUAGUUUGGGAAUAUGCCGUUUUGCUAGUCGUUGACCUCCGAGUGAUCUUUGAGUUUUGGACUGGUCCAGUAUCAGAUUUUGACAGCAUUUCGCGCGCGUCUCUAAUCCUCUGGUGUGCCAAUAGCAUGUUCUGCUGUUUGUACUCUUAUCUGGACGAAGGUAUUUGGAACAAAAACGCAAUGUUUGCUGUGUUUAUUGUAUUGGCGCUUCUGUUUCAUAAUCGGUGUCUUUUCUCUGGAUUGAGAAUUCCAACUUGGUUUGCAAGGCGCAUUAAAAAAGAGCCUGUUGUGGAGACUGCCGAUGCUAAAAAUCGUGCGGCUGUUGACCAGCAGAAUGCCCUGGUAAAUGAUCAAAAUGCUGUUGUCGUCACAGAGGCCAAUCAGCAUAGCCAUAUUAUCAAGUCGCAAAAGGAGGCAGACAGCAUUAGCACGCACUGAAUUUGCAUUUCUGCCUUCCCGGUUAUUGUGGUUAUUGCAGGGUAUGCUUUUAUUGAGAACAAGAAGGCCUUGCAAAAAAACACGCUCUUA
Kickxella alabastrina is the source of this 1034-nucleotide messenger RNA. RefSeq lists its product as uncharacterized. Lineage: Eukaryota; Fungi; Kickxellomycota; Kickxellomycetes; Kickxellales; Kickxellaceae. The transcript has a single exon. Bases 171 to 944 code for a protein of 257 amino acids. The record is from RefSeq and is a predicted model, not a curated record.